Rhagoletis zephyria (snowberry fruit fly) is the source of this 2875-nucleotide messenger RNA. RefSeq names its product metabotropic glutamate receptor-like. Lineage: Eukaryota; Metazoa; Arthropoda; Insecta; Diptera; Tephritidae. Gene Ontology annotation, molecular function: G protein-coupled receptor activity. Gene Ontology annotation, biological process: G protein-coupled receptor signaling pathway. The record is from RefSeq and is a predicted model, not a curated record. Gene Ontology annotation, cellular component: membrane.
AUGGCUACGUCCUCAUUGCUUAGUGUGACAGAAGCACCAAUAACCGCUAAUGAAUUGCAGCCUAAAGAACCUAAAAAUACUCAUUCCUUUGAGUUCGUACCUGCAACAUCCAUGGGCGAAAGCCAACGCAUAAAACACAGCGCUGGUAGGGGCAAUCGCUCGGAGAGGAUCCCCAGCGGUUCUGGAAAAAAUGUGAAUAGUACAUCGUAUCCAAUAGAAUUUUCAACUGUCACAACAACUGCCAAGCAUACAUCACAAGAAAUGGUCUCAGUCAAUUUGCCUGGUGAUAUCAUAAUGGGAGGUCUUUUCCCCGUACACGAGAAAGGCGAUGGUACACCGUGUGGCCCGAAAAUUUACAACCGUGGCGUACAUCGCCUUGAAGCAAUGCUCUAUGCCGUCGACCGUGUAAACAGUGACAAGAGCCUGUUGCCUGACAUUACGAUAGGCGUUCAUAUACUUGAUACCUGUUCCAGAGACACUUACGCACUGAAUCAAUCGCUGCAGUUUGUGCGCUCGUCUUUGAACAAUCUGGAUACUUCGGCGUUUGAGUGUUCCGAUGAUUCUGUGCCUCGCUUGCGCAAGAAUGCCUCUUCUGGUCCUGUGUUUGGCGUGAUCGGUGGUUCUUACAGUUCUGUUUCUUUGCAAGUAGCCAAUCUCCUUAGACUGUUUCACAUUCCGCAGAUUUCUCCCGCGUCUACCGCCAAGACUCUAUCAGAUAAGACCCGUUUUGAUUUAUUUGCGCGCACAGUUCCACCGGAUACGUUUCAGUCUGUAGCGCUAGUGGAUAUCAUUAAGUGUUUCAACUGGUCCUACAUCUCCACCAUACACUCAGAGGGUUCUUAUGGAGAAUAUGGAAUUGAGGCAUUUCACAAAGAGGCUACCGAACGUAAUGUUUGUAUAGCAGCUGCCGAGAAAGUGCCCAGUGCAGCUGACGACAAAAUAUUCGAUGCUAUCAUUGCGAAGUUACAAAAAAAACCUAGUGCGCGGGGUGUAGUACUAUUUACGAGGGCGGAGGAUGCCCGCAGUAUCCUAUUAGCAGCUAAAAGGGCUAACUUGGCACAUCCUUUUCAUUGGAUUGCGAGCGAUGGUUGGGGAAAACAGCAGAAGCUACUGGAUGGAUUGGAAGGCAUUGCAGAGGGCGCUAUAACAGUGGAGCUGCAAUCUGAAAUUAUUGAGGAUUUCGAUAAAUAUAUGAUGCAAUUAACACCACAAACUAACAAGAGAAAUCCCUGGUUCGAAGAAUAUUGGGAAGAUACCUUUGAUUGUGUUCUACCGAAGAAUUUUGUUCAAUCUGAUGUACAACGGCACAGGAACGGAACAGUUUCGCAACAAAAGUUUUUCACUUCAAACGACAGCGGCACAUUUCCACUACGGGGGAGCACAGCAGCAAGCAUUGCAGGCGGUCGUAUUUGCGAUGAAAGACUUCGCCUUUCGGAGAAAGUUGGUUAUGAACAGGAAUCGAAAACUCAAUUUGUUAUUGAUGCAGUUUACGCAUUCGCGCAUGCCUUACACAAACUUCACAACGAUCUCUGCUUGCCAAAUGAUAGUCAAAAUGACCAGGUAACGGCAGGCUAUGGGAAAUCAGCUCAACAGCAUACCCCGUCAAUUUGGUAUAGAAAUCAAUUCGGCACUGAGUCUCACGCAUGCCCGGAAAUGGCAAACUAUGAUGGCAAGGACUUCUACAACAACUACUUGUUGAAUGUAUCAUUCAUUGACUUAGCUGGAAGUGUUGUCAAAUUUGAUCGGCAAGGGGAUGGAUUGGCGCGGUACGAUAUACUCAAUUAUCAACGAUUGGAAAAUUCUUCAAGUUACCAUUAUAAGGUCGUUGGAAAAUGGUUCAACCAAUUGGAAAUAAAUAUAACGGAUGUUGUUUGGAAUAAGGAAAGCGAAUUGCCAAUUUCCGCUUGCUCUUUACCAUGUGAAGCCGGAAUGAUAAAAAAACAACAGGGAGACACGUGUUGCUGGAUAUGUGACAACUGCGAACCAUACGAAUACGUACUUAACGAGUUUACAUGCAGAGAUUGCGGGCCAGGUUAUUGGCCAUACCCAGAUAAAUUAUCCUGCUUUGCGCUGGACGUUCAAUACAUUCGAUGGCAAUCCUUGUUUGCGUUAAUUCCCUUGGCGAUUGCAAUAUUCGGUAUAAUAAUGACUGUCGUUGUUAUAGUACUAUUUGCUAAGAACCACGAUACUCCGCUGGUGCGUGCUUCAGGACGCGAACUCAGCUAUACGCUGCUCUUCGGGAUUUUAGUUUGCUAUUGCAAUACUUUUGCGUUGAUAGCCAAACCAACGAUAGUCUCGUGUAUUUCGCAACGAUUCGGCAUUGGUGUCGGAUUUUCAAUCAUUUAUAGUGCAUUGCUAACAAAAACCAACCGAAUUUCGCGGAUAUUUCAUUCGGCGUCAAAAUCAGCCCAACGAUUAAGGUAUAUAAGCCCGCAAUCCCAAGUAGUGAUCACUGUAUCUCUUAUAGCUAUACAAGUACUGAUUACUAUGAUUUGGAUGAUAGUUGAGCCACCAGGCACUCGUUUUUAUUAUCCUGAUCGAACAGAAGUCAUUUUAAAAUGCAAAAUACAAGAUAUGUCGUUUUUAUUCUCGCAACUUUACAAUAUGAUAUUGAUUACAAUCUGCACAAUUUAUGCAAUUAAAACUCGGAAAAUACCAGAAAACUUUAACGAAUCCAAGUUUAUUGGAUUAACAAUGUACACAACAUGCAUUAUAUGGCUGGCGUUUAUACCCAUAUAUUUCGGAACGGGAAACUCAUAUGAGGAUAUCCACGUUUUAAAAUCGAUGAUGUUCCGUUUAUUUAGUGAUUCAAGUACUCCGCCAUUUAAAAUUUUGUAAGACAUAUAAUUUUUUUAAUUUUACAAGGACAAAAAAU